AUGAACAAGAUGCGCGAGAUGCAGGAAAAAGCCGAAGAAGAGGCUAAGAAGUCACUCAAGCGACCACCCACCAACCGCUGCACUGGGUGUAACCACAAAUUUCACGACGAAGACGACGAAGAAGUAAGAGAACUUGUGAGAGCUGCGUCUCCGACACAUUCAAUGGCAUGCACCGCUCUUGCCACUGUCAAAGUUCCAACUUCGGGGUUCCGUACUGCAUGGUACCAUAUGAGUUCUGCCCCAAGAGGAACGGUCUACCGAGGCGACAGGCAUCCCCCGGCUGCAGACGGAGAUCCAGAUGUCUACGAAGACAAGCCCAGAAAAUGUGGCAGCUGUGGCGAAAUCAGUCUUUGUCUUAAGAAGGAAUUCCUAUAG
Guyanagaster necrorhizus is the source of this 375-nucleotide messenger RNA. RefSeq lists its product as uncharacterized. The coding region runs from base 1 to 375 and encodes 124 amino acids. The record is from RefSeq and is a predicted model, not a curated record. NCBI's taxonomy places the organism in Eukaryota, Fungi, Basidiomycota, Agaricomycetes, Agaricales, Physalacriaceae. The transcript is spliced from 3 exons.